AUGAGUGGGAAGAGCUUCCUGCUGAAGGUGAUCCUGCUCGGGGACGGAGGGGUGGGCAAAUCCUCCUUAAUGAACCGCUACGUCACCGACCGCUUCGACUCGCAGUCGUUUCACACCAUCGGCGUGGAGUUCCUCAACAGGGACCUGGAAGUGGACGGACGCCUGGUGACCCUUCAAAUCUGGGACACGGCCGGCCAAGAGCGCUUCAAGUCCUUGCGCACGCCUUUCUACCGCGGCGCCGACUGCUGCCUGCUCACGUUCGCCGUUAACGACCUGCAGAGCUUUCAAAACCUCAGUUGCUGGAAGAAAGAGUUUAUGUAUUACUCUGAUGUGAAAAAUCCCGAGCAUUUUCCUUUUGUGGUGCUGGGGAACAAGGUGGACAUGGAGCAGAGGCAAGUAGGGGAGGACGAAGCGCGGGCCUGGUGCGAGGAGAACGGCUGCUUUCCUUACUUUGAGACCAGCGCUAAGGACGACACCAACGUCACGGCCGCGUUCGAGGCAGCCGUCAGGGAGGUUCUGGCCGCCGAGGAGCAUAUUGACCACUCUGUACUGAGCGGGACUAUAGAUCUCCACGGCAACCGUAAAAUUUCUCGUGGGUCCUGCUGCUAA
Nerophis lumbriciformis (worm pipefish) is the source of this 609-nucleotide messenger RNA. The record is from RefSeq and is a predicted model, not a curated record. NCBI's taxonomy places the organism in Eukaryota, Metazoa, Chordata, Actinopteri, Syngnathiformes, Syngnathidae.